AUGCGGCAAGUCUGGGGACGCUCAGUAUGGCAACUGCGUUCGAAUUUUGCGACUUCGAACCUGCUCGUCGUGUUGUGUUUAUUCGCGAUAUUUUCAGCUGUUUCGGGCCAAGAUUCAUGUAGUGUUGGACCUUGUUAUCCUUCUCCUUCGGACAUUUCAAAGUAUUUUAAUGUUACGGCGAACUCAACUUGCGGUAACCCGUCAGAGCUAUACUGCGUUAACUUGGAUUGCACUAAAGUUUGCAACGCAUUCGACGAUAAUCUUGCACAUAGUGCCAGUCUUGUGAAGGACGAUUUUAGCAAAAACACUUUCUGGAAGUCAGAAAAUUACGAGUUUCCUGUGGUUCUACAGCUAGAGGUCCGAAGAACUUUCAUGCUGUAUCAGUCUGUGGUUACUUUUUAUCACGAGUUACCGGCUGCAAUGUACCUUUUGAAGUCAAAUGACUCUGGAAGAACAUGGAAUCCCCUAACCUACUUUGCAACGAACUGUACAAAAUAUUUUAAUCUACCAGAAACGCCAGAGAACGAAAGAGAGGGUUUGAAAAUUCAGUGUUUCAAAAUAGACACCGCUACAAAUCUCAACAAGCAGGUAAGCUUUUUUGAUAGGACAUAUUUAUUUUGUAGAUGCUGCCGUUGGGAUUAGCUCACUGUUGUUGGUACCAUAAUUUCGUAGCUUUAUAAAGUGCCACAGCAAUGGUGAAUUAUUUGAGCAAUCGUUGUUACAUCAACCACCUGCAGAUAGAUAGUGUGUUUGAAAGAAGUGGUUACUGCGUUUACUUUGACUUAAAAAUUGUGGUUGCAGAGGUUUCCCGUACCUGUUAAUCGAGGCACAUUAUACCAAAUUGAUGCUAUUUAUGUCGGAAAGUUGCUUCACCUUUAUCUAAUAACCUUUGUGUUCAACAAUCUGUGACAAGUUAUAUAAAAUGGUCAAUUGAAAGGAACCAUAGUUACUAACUUCCUCGUAAACGCAGAAUCUUGGUUACGAAAUGUUUACUGAACCUUUACCAUUUCUAAGGAUCGCAUUACCACUUUGCCAAAUGUUGAUUGACAAAAAAUUGAUUAGAAAGAUUCUGUGUUACAUUUUCUCUUAUAUUUCGCCACAAAUCCGCUCAAUAUUCAUUGAUUACUUAGUCAAUGUAAUUCGACAAAGGAAUUCAUGCGAAGUCAGGAAAAACGUGCUAGAAAUUUGUAAUUCAAUUCUUAACGCGGAAGACGAUUAGAUUUUUCAGACUUUGUUUGACUUACUCUUCACGAAAUCGAUAAUAACCAUUAACAUUUUAAAUUGAAAUUAUUCUUGUUUUUUACGAUUAAGAAUACUUCGGUUAACUUGAGGAUAUUGUAAAGCACAACUGGAGGCUUUUUUUUUAUCCCGCUGUGUUCAUGAAGAACAUAAAAUGUUCUGGAAUGCAAUGGUCUUUAGUUUGUACAUAAACAGAGCUGAAGCUAUUGUUUACAUUUGCAGAUUGGGUUUUGUUUGGUGAAUUUUUCAGAGAUGAUAUCACAUAUUUACAUCUUUGCCUCUGAUUAUGAUUUGCAUUAACUUGUAUUUUUAAAGAAGGAAAGAAAAGGAAAAAAAAAGAAAUCAAAAUUUCAGUCACUCUCAGGCUGAAACCAGGGACAAUUUGUCAAAAUUACUUGCAGCUUCCAGUAGUUGGUUCAGUUAAUUUGCAGCUUUUCAAGUAGAGGUUGAGUUUUAUCUUUUAUAUUGCAAAUGAAUGACUGCUUAACUACUUAUUUAUCCUUGAAAUGUUUUUAGCAGUUAAUGAAAUGUUUUACAUGGACACCUGUAACUUAUCAUAUCACUUGAGGGUUAGAACCUUAAAAAACUAAUGAAUACAAUAAUUGAUUUGUAUAUUAUUCAAAACAGCAUCAGAGAGAUAAUUUGUUGCAGUACUGUAAAAGCACAUGAAACACCAGAAAAAAUUUUUAAAAUUUAUUCCAAAUGAUGUUUAAAAAGUUGCUGUUGAUAAUACUUUUUUAAGGAAUGAGUAGUGAUGGACAUCAAUUAUAUCAAAUGAUUAUUUAGAGAGAUUUCUGCAUAGCCCUAUACUUCAUUAUGCGUUAAGUUCUUUAAUGAAGAAAACAAUAAGUGAGGGACAAAAAUUUUUGUUGAUCAGUCAGAGAAACAUAGUAGAACAAAACCAACUCAGCUCUGGAUUUUAUUCAACACUGAAUUGAACCUUGCCUGUAGGGUUAAGAGUGACACUGCAGAGGCAAUAAAUAUGUUUUGCAUAUGCAGCAUUCCCCUGUUGUAAAGGAAUGGAAUAAAGGAGAAGGGUCCAAAUAUUAGAAUACAUCUCUCAAAGCAAAAUCAACUCAACUCUGGAUUUUAUUCAACACUUAAUUGAACCUUGCCUGUAGGGCCAAGAGUGAUUAGACAGCAGAGGUAACUGAUAUGUUUUACCUACAAUGUACAUAUAGUGUUCCUCUAUGGUAAAGUAAUGCUGCAGUAAUGGAGAAGUGUUGAUUUUAAAAAUCUUGGAUCAAAUAUAAAAAUACAUCUCUCUCUCUUGUAGCUCUUUUAUACACCAAUGCAAGAUCCAGCAGCAGCACUAAACCUUCUCACUGAUACAGAGAAACAGGCCUUCUUUCUUAUGACUGAUAUAAAAAUGGUUCUGGUCAAGUUUAUAAUUCCUGGUGGGGUUGAAACAUUAACAGAUAGUCUCAAGAGAAGCUUCUUCUUCACUGUGUCAGAUUGGGAUGUGUUAGCAUCUUGCUUCUGCAAUGGCCAGGCAUCAAAGUGUGAUCCAGAUGUAAGUACACUGUUGAAAAUUCAAGUGUUUUCUCUUCUAGUUUAAUGUACACUUCUGUAGCUAUAUUCUGCAGAAACAUGGUUACCCUCCAGUUUAGUCAAAAUCAAAGUGAUCAAUAUGUUACCAUCAUCCACGCACCUGUUACCAGUCAAACAGAUUAGUGUAUAAUUUGUACUGUAUAUUAUGAUAUUGAAAAUUCUAUUGAACUUUAAUUUGUGUGUCAUAAUUAUGAAAAGAAAUGUGUGUAUGUCUGAUUUUACUAUGAUAUCACUGAUAUCAUAUUACAUGUAAAUUCUUAGGACUUCUCCAAGUGCAUAUGUGAAAGGAAUACUGAUGGUCCAAACUGUGAAAAGUGUUUACCACUUUACAAUAACAAACCUUACCAGAUACGAGAAGCAUGUGAAGGUGAGAUCACAAGAUCUGCAAGACUGUUCAAAGUUGUUUUUUGUCUUUGCUUUUGGUUUUUUGUCGCUGUUUAUUUACAUUGAUGGAACUUUGAUAAUAAUUUCCUUCAAAUUCUUAAAUAUUUUGCUAACGUAUUUGAAAAAAAUUUUGUGUUGAUCUAGAUGAUGUGAAAAUGCUGAAAAAUGAUGACAAGUUUUGAACAUUGCCAUCAAUUUUUCAAUCUUGGUGGAAAAAUUCUUUAUCUAGAUUCAUUCUCAAAUUCUUUCAACUCCUGUUUUAUUAGGAUUAAUUAGGGGUAAGGCAUAAUAUAAAGUGCAUUAAUCAACCUAGAUUUAAAAUCUUUAGCCCUACAAUUUAAAUUUCAUUACAAGAUAUAUAUAUGCACUCCAUCAUGAUGACAAAAAUCCUUUCUUUGAUUUAAUUUUUUUAGGCAUGUUACUAAUUAAAUUUAACCAAUGCUCUUGUUUUCAGCAUGUGAAUGCAAUAGUCAUGCUGACAGCUGCUCCUACAAUGAAACAAAAGGAUAUGGAGUUUGUAAUGAUUGUAAGCACAACACAACAGGGGAUAUGUGUCAACUUUGUAAGGAGACCUUUUACAGAAACUCAGCUGUAUCACCGAAUACCACCAAUACUUGUCUGGGUAAAUAUCUUCUUUUUGAUGAUAGUCACUCUGUGUCUGUACACUAUAAAUGAACAUGUCUGUUGCUAGGCUUGUAAAAUAAUAAUUAUACUAUUGUGCAAUUAUACUAUCAUUAGGUUCAGAGUACUUUAAGCAGCAGUGAUCUUUUUAGGUGGUGACUGGUAAAAAUUCCCUGCCUUUAGUUCCUCUUAUAACAGCUUAAACUAGCCUGGAGUUCUUGAAAAUAAUAUUCAACAAGUUAAUUGUGCUAGCAAUUGGAAAUUAUAUUUUACAUUUCAUUCUUGAAAUAAGGAAGAACAUUGGAUCUGUAGAGAAAAUUAAUUUUAAAGGUUUUUUUUAAUUGAUUUAAUUUAGUAACUGAGGAACUUAUAAAUUAAAAUAUAGAGCCAUAUUAAAAGUACAUUAUAACUUCUGAUCAUUGCUAUCAUAUUUUUCAGUGACCUCAAGAAUUGUGAUAGUACACUUAUUACUGAAGGUUAUUUUAUCUGUAGGAUAAUUUUUAACUAAUUUUGUAUAUCUUGAUGUUUUAAAGCCUGUGCAUGUCAUGUUCCUGGUGUAAACACUUCAGCUGACAGCUCACGGUGUGAUAGUGUUACUGGUCAGUGUGCAUGUAAGAGUCGAGUGAUGGGAAGGGCCUGUAAUAUGUGUCGCGAUACUUACUGGAAACUAACUGCAGACAACGAGGCAGGCUGUGAAGGUAUUCAAUUAAAGAGUAUUAGAAAAAAGUUUCUGAACAACAAAUGUUAAGGGAAAUACUACUUAUUUAACCCUCUUACUCCCAAAUGCCAUUGGUUAUUCUUCUUUAAGUUAUUGUCUGCUAUACAAUUCAUAUGAUGUUAGUUUGGAGAAUUAGGUAUAAAAUCUAUUGGUAAUCCCUUAAUUAAUACUUUUAUUUUCUCAUCACUUGUCUGCUUAAUAUUGUAUUGAUAAAGUGAGGAGAAAUUCUAUCUUGGUCACUCAUGGGAAUUAAAGGGUUAAUUAUUGCCAACUUGUAGUCAGCAUUGAGUUUGUGACCUGUAUCAUUGAAGGAACAAUACAAGCUGUUGAGUUAAUAUUAGGUUAUCUCACCUGUGUUUUAAAAGAGCUGAAUCAUGCUUCAAACAUGCACUGAAACUUAUAUCAGAAGUUAUUUAUGUGUAGUACUGUAAUAUUUUGACUGGAUGUUUCUACUUGACUUGAUUUUAGAAUGCCACUGCAAUUUAACUGGAACAGUCAACAGUUCCAAUGUGUGUGACAAGAUAACUGGUCAGUGCCCCUGUAAGCAGCUACUCACAGGAAGGACAUGUAACCAGUGCCAAGUGAGUCCACUAUUUCAUGUACAAAUAUUUUUUUUUUAUUGUAAGCCAACUGAUGUCCACAAAACAGUUUAAAAAAAAAGGUUUGCCUGUUUUAUGUAUUAUGGAGCUAAUUUUGAAUUGUGGUGAAGGCAGGGAGAGGGGGCACUUUUUUUUAAGAAGGCAUUCAUAUGAAAGGAGGUGCAAAUUCAAGUAAUUUCUGAACAGAAGUAGUUUGAUAACUGAAAAAUAAUACAUUUUUCACAAGGAUGGAUACUUUGGAUUGACAUCUGAAAACCCUGGCUGUACUGCAUGUAACUGUGACCUGGCUGGCUCAGUAAAUACCUCAUGUUCUUCAUCUGGGAAAUGUUACUGCCGUCCCAAGUUCUCUGGGGAGAAAUGUGACAAGAUUGAUGAAGGCUUCUUUGUGCCAAGUGUAGAUUUUAUGACGUUUCAGGCUGAGGAUGCUACACCCAUAACUGUAAGAAGUGUUCAUCUCUAUUCUCAUGCUGCUAUUUGUCAAAAUCAAUGAAGGUUGUCUAUGUUUAGUGAACAUUAGAAAUUAAUAUUUGAUUACUUGGAGCACUAAUUUGUCCAAAGGUUUGGGAACAGUCUCUCUCAACUAUUUAGGUCUGUAAAGUGGAUUAAUAUUGUUGCAUAGUGUUCUUGUGAUUUCGCCCUUCACCUUUGAGAAGUGAUGAAUCUUGUGUGAAAUGAGCUGAGACCAAAUUAGUCUUAAUAAGUCUGAAGUAACUCUCUUCACUGUUUGGACAGCAUGAAAAGUCUGGGCAAAAAAAGGAAAUUUUUACUAUUAAAGCAGUGUGUCUUAUUUGAUAUUCUGAUUACCAUUUUUAACUGUACAUUGCAAGAGCAGAAGGAGGAGGAAGUUCUCUUUUUGGAGCCAUGUGGGUCCCCCAGAAAGAUUAUGUGCUUAGUCAUGAUGGAGCAGGUGGAUUUAACCCUUUAACUCCCAGAUCAAAUUGGUUAUAACAAAUCAAUUUGUAAUAAUUCUCCUUACUGUCGACCAUACAAUUCUUUGAAUGUUAGUUCAGAUAAUUUAGUAUUGGAUCAACUUAUUCCCUCCAAAUUGAUAUUUUCCUUUAUUCUUGUCACUUAUCUGGUUGAUAUUGUAUAGAUAUUGUAGGGAUAAAUUCUGUCCUGGUCACUCAUGGGAGUUAAAGGGUUAAGGCCAUGAAUGACCAUUCUGUCUCCUUGUUUAUUCUGCCACAGUAAAGAUGACUCUAGACUUGAUGGAUGGAAAAGCACCAACUGUGUGAAGUUGUUGCUGAGUAAAGGUCCCUGCUCUCAGCUCCAACAACAACCUUGAUGUUAUUUAUGAUUUAAGGUUUUUCUCGGUGUACAGUAUGUACUAAGAACUGGUAAUCCUUGUUCAGAGAAACUUUAUGGUAGACUCAGUUCAUGUUUGGAUUUUUUAAUGUUGAUUUUGAAAGAUUCUUACAUGGAAAGGGGUGUUAAAUUAUUUGACUUGAAAAUAGAAUAGCAUUUUUUAAUCAAAUUUAAUUAUGAAUCCUACUGUCACUAAUUUCAAAAUAUUUGUCUUUUUUACACAGCCACGAACAAAAACAAUCAUUCAUCAAGAAAUUGUUAAUGCAGCUGGAAACAUUGUUCUUAUGGUUGGUGUGGUAUUGAAUGAGGGAGUGAAUAAUGCUGCACCAACUGAGCUGGAGUUCACUGUCAAAAUUCCCAAAACAGGAUUCUUUAAUUUUGUCCUGCGUUACAUGGUGAGAUGUUCCUCCCUUGGGAAAGAUAUCAUUAUGAAUGAUUAUUGUUUAGUAAUUGGAAAUAGUCUUAGCUUUCUGCUCAUUUACUAAAACUCAGUAGUAUGGAAGGGGUGUUUGUUUCAUCUUGUGGAUCUGAGAGGCUCAAAUUAAAAGUUUUAAACAAAUUUUUAAUAGUAUGCUGAAAUUAUCAUGAUUAUUAUUAGCAUUUUCUAUUUUGCAGACUGGUUAUAACUGGAAUUUGGUUAAGAUAACUGCUUUGCUGCGGACAGCCUUUGUGCCCUUCACGUGCAACAACAUUAAUCAAAUCACCAAGAAUGAGCCUCUCAUCCUGACUGGGACAGUGUUGUCUGGAAGUGAAGCUCAUGAUUAUGGAAGUCACUGUUUAUUAGCGGGUCAGUACAGUGUAAAACUUCAAAUACCUGCUGGAAGUGCUCAACAAGGUGUUCUGGUCACUCGAAGGAAAAGAAGGGCAUUGCCUGAUGCAGACAUCACUGUUGAUUCUGUAAGUAAUUAUUCACUCUCUAUAGCCUGUUGCUAUGAUUGUUACAAGAGAAAUAUUCACUAUUAGCUUUGUUGGAAGCUGUAGUGGGCUGAACAUCACUGUUUUCUUGGUAUUUGAGUUUCAUACUACAAUGUACAGCAUAUGUAAAUCAAAGAAAGCUACCUUGCUGUACAUGUAAGUGCUGUGGGCUAUCUGAAAAGCAACUUAGUUUCGCAAAAUUGUGACAACUUUUACCUAGUCUCACUGGAACCCAGAGUUAUUUUCUGUGGAGAGACAUCAUGACCUAGUUAUUGGUGCUCUGGAAGCUUAAUUGACACUGGAUUGACACAUUCAGGUGGGAACCUUGGUCAGGGUAACUGUGUGGUUUUCUUAGCCAGGGUAAAUUUACUCAAGGAGGAUAAAUAGCCAGAAUGAAGUACAUUUAUGUAGCAUCCCAUCAAAGAGGUUUUACAAUAGGACAGUGUAGAGCAGCUACAAAACAAACAAAACAGUUCACAUUUGCAAAGAGUUCAAGUCCUAACGAAUUGACUUAGACAACAACAUGGCCUCCAUGGUGUCAUGUGGAAACAAUCUCUAUCAGUAGGCAACCACAAGAACUUGUAGAUAAUUGUUGAAACAUAAAAUUGAUGUCAGUAAUAAUUAUUUUAAUUUGUAACACAGGUUUUAGCCAUGCCGACUGUGUCUGAGUAUGAUGUAUUCAAGGAAGCAUCUGCUGAAGUUCAAGAAAACAUGACAUUUUACUACAAUGCAUCAUCAUCCCUGAAAACCUGGUCAGCAAACUCUGAGGCAGGAAGUCGUGCACUUGCACCAGUGUUUGGAAGCACUUUUGGAGAGGGACAAGGUAACAUUGAUACUAACAAAGUUAAGAAAAAUUGUAAAAAUUAACAUUAAGAACUGCUGUAAGAAACAAGGCGGUGAUCGAAAUAAAGGGAAUAUUGACUUUAGUAAACUCUAGAGAAUAAUUUACAUGUAAUACCAAUGGACAAAGGGAUAGAUUGCAUAUCAAGGAAAUUUUGGCUUAUACUACUCCAGCUACACGCUUAUUCAGCAUAUCACUGAGUAUGUUUUUAACCCAGAAAUCUCUCUUACUAUGCUUUACCCACCUUAAUGCAAAAUUUACUUAAAAAAAAAAAACAGAAAACAAAAAAAUUUAGACCAUUCAUGUGCAAUCAAUAUUUAUACUUAAACUUGUUAAUAUAUUUUUAUUCAGCAUGUAACUGUAGCUCUGUGGGGUCAAAUGACCCUGAUGAAUGUGACAGAUAUAGUGGACAAUGUUCCUGCAAGCCUAAUGUGAUUGGUCGCACUUGUGAUCAGUGCAGGCCAGACUAUUUUAACUUCACCUCUGGUCAAGGUUGUCAAGGUAAAGAGGUUAAAUAUUGUGCAUGUGUUUAGAAUAUACCCUAGAUCAACACAUACCUGCACCCUAAGAAAACUUUGAGCUGUCUUAGUUAACUGAUUGUUACUUACAACAAAACAUUUCUCAAUAAAGAAUAUUUUUAACACCUUCAUUAUUAAUAAUAUUCACUAACACUCGAUCUUUACCUCUGUCUAUUAUUGAGUAUGUAGUAUGAAAUUUUGAUAUUUGACCCACAAAUGUUAGCAACUUGUUGCACUGUCAGGAUUUUCUUGGAUAGAAAUGCCUGCAUAAUUGAAACAGACUAUGAGGAUAAGAGGUUCAAAAACCACAUACUUUAUUCCCACCUUUAUGUCAAUUUUGAAUGAAUGAUUGUGUCUAUGUCUUUCCAUUUUUGAAAAUAACAAAUUAUAUGAGCAUGGAUUUUUAAUUAAAAAAUAAUUCAAAUAGUAUGCGCGCUCUGAUUGGCCAUAAAACCAUUUUACAUGAGUGUAUGUAAACACGGUUUUCGUUCCUCUUUCAUUAGUUAUUUUAUAAAAGAAAUGUAAAAUGGUUUCCGUGUUUACAUAGCCUGAUGUAAACACUUUGGAGGUUGGGAGAACACUCGAUGAGCUGGAAACCACUCCGCUUCAUGUUGUGGUUUCCUACACUUAUCUUGUGUUCUCCCAACCUCCUGCGUGUUUACAUCAGGCUAUGUAAACACGGAAACCAUUUUACAUUUCUUCAAUAUUACAUAACUAUUACUGUCAAAGCUGAUAUCUUUUUGUUGUAUCAUUAUUUGUACAAUAUCUGUACACUGUAGCACUGUGGAAGUGCAAUCAGUGUUUUUGCUCAUCAGCUCUUCUUUUUUGGUUUAUUUCAUAGAUUGCAACUGUAGCAUGACUGGUGCAAAUGAAACAUCUUGCCAUCCUGAAACAGGGCAAUGUUCCUGCAGGGAGAAUGUGAUAGGCCAACAUUGUGAGCGAUGUGAAAUAAACUAUUAUAACUUUAACAGUGGGGCAGGCUGCUCUUCCUGUGACUGCAAUCCUAUCUACUCCACCAGCCUGCAGUGUGAUGGAAACACUGGUGUGUGCAGCUGUAAGCCUGGUAUUAAUGGAGCAAAAUGUACAGGAUGUGCUGAUCAGUUUUACAAUCUUACAGACCAAGGUAAUGUUUAUAAUACAUACAGGUAGUGGUUUCUAUACUCUUUCCCUCUCUCUUUUAAGUGGGGCACAGAAUAUUGGAAAGUAAAACUUCUGUCUAUUUUAAAGCAGUUAUAUAUGAGACAAUAUUGUCAGUGAUUUAAUUUUUCUUAGUUUAAGAUGUUGUUGUGGGUUACCAACUUUUCUAGCAUUCUUUAUAAUGGUUUUGGAUUAAAUGUCCUUGUUUCUUGUAGGUUGUAUGUCCUGUGAUUGUAACCUUGCGGGAAGUGCCAGCCCUGUCUGUAACAAGACUACAGGCCAGUGUCCUUGUAAGGCUCAAUCUCUAGGCUGUCAGUGUGACAUGUGCCCAGCUGGUUAUUAUGGCUUAAGUGUCCAGAAUCCUCAAGGUUGUUUGAAGUGUCAGUGUUCAAAUAAAUCAUCAGAAUGUGUUACUGACCCAGGAUGGUUUGUUUCAACUCUUAACACCACUCUGUCGGUGUUUAAUGACAAUGUUGAUCUGGAUGGUUGGAGUACUAUAGACAGUGCAGGAAAACAAGUCAAUCCAGUUUUGGACUGGGAUGUUACUGUAAACAUUGAGAAGUGAGUGUUUACAUUAUGUUGUGUAUUUUCAUACAUGUAGUGUGGUAUACAAGUCAUGUGAUCCUCUGCUAUUAACUUUGGUAGUGUGUGCACCAGUAAAUUGUACUUUGAAAUUAUGGUGUAGUUGUCCUCUGAAGAGGAAGAGGAAGGAGAAGGGAAAUUAAAUUCAGGUGUUAUCAUUCUCUUUUCACCUUAUGGGCUUAAAUUCAAGUAAAUUUUUUCUUUUCCUUGCCUUUGUAUGACAUUCACCUAGGCUAUGUCACUUGAUACAGUAAAAUCUAAGUCAUCAAGAAACUGAGCAAAUUGAGAACCCCUUUAUAAAAUGUUAAGCAGAUAAUAACUUAAGGUAAUUACUUUAGUGUGACAUGUUCAUAUCUGGAAAACCAGGAUAGUUUGCAGUUCUACAUAAAUGUUAGAGAGCGUGCUCAAUUUAUAUACCAUGUUGGUGUAGCACUGUUUGUUUGAUUGUUUGUAGACCUUUACACUGACUAGAUGAAAAGACCUUGACAAACUGGUUUAUACUAAGCCUUACAAUUGUCCUCUUUGUUUUCUUCAGGGGAUCUAUGAAAGUUGACACUCAAGGCUCAGAUGAUAUCUACUUUGUUGCUCCUGACAAGUACCUUGGGGACAAGAGAUCUGCUUAUACAUAUGCGUUGUCAUUCCAUUUACAACAGGACAAUGCAUCCAGCCCUGCAACAUCCUCUAGGGGAGAUGUUAUCCUUGAAGGCAAGUGGUUUGAUGAACCUCUUGUCUCAAGUCUUGAUGCUGCUCCACCAGGUGGAGACAAUUUUAGGAAAUAUGAGGUAAGUUUCGACAAUUGUGUUCAACCAUAAUAACUCACAGUAACAAUGGUAAUGAAAAGGAUGAUGAUGAUGGCAACAGAACAAUUGUUGGUGUCAUCAUUAUCAUCAGCAUCACAAUUGUCCAUAUAAUUGUCAUUAUUGUGGAAUCGUUAUUUUUGGAUCAGAGUUUACCAGUGGAGAUAUUUUAUGACCCAGGAGAGUUUGGACCAAGAGAUCUGGGGUUCUCUUUCCCGGGGGUUAAUGACAACCAUCAAACUGUCAUUUUGUGUAUUUAGCAGCUGUUCUUACUUUACAGUACUCCACUGUUACAUUUGAUAAAAAUAGUAGCGAGGGAGACUAACUGUCAGGGAAACGAAGAGAAAGGCUGUUUAAAACAUAACCGUUGCACAACUUUUUGGGGGUAAACUCUUGUUCUGUUUUACUCUCUUCCUGCUCCUGACCACCUGCCACCUGAAAAAAAGUUUGGACAUACUUUCGCCCCCGUUUGCCGCUUUUCAUUGUGCUUACGUGUGGUGAGGCCAUUUCUUUGGUUAUUGAAAUGGAAAUUGUUAUCACGGGAUCAACUCAAAAAUAUAAUUGGCUACUCUGAUGUUACCUACUUUUAAAUUAAUUUGGAACUUCGGUGACACCAAUAAAAAGCGAGUAAUAAGUCAAGUUGGGUUUUGAUCCUGGGUGUGAGAAUAUGGAUGUUAAUAACUUGACGUUUGUUAUUUUUAUCAGGUAAAGCUUGUUGAAAGCAAUUGGAGAGUAGGAAACACCUCUGGGCGGCAACCUUCAAGUUAUGAAAUGAUUGUUGUAUUAAGUCAUUUGACUUCGCUGCGUAUCAGGGCCAAGUGGACAACUCUCACAACGAAACUGUUCACCCGAUUGGCUGAUAUUGAACUGACUCUUAGUAGCAGGUGUGUAGCAUAUUACUUACCCUAGAGUUGAAAUGCUAUAAUAGUUUUUAGGCGUAAGUAAAUGAUUGCUGUUCCACUGAUCUUUUUGUACGUGGUUUAGAGAAGCAAUAAUGUCUAAAUAAUCUGGCAUAAAUAUUCUGUCUGAAUAGUGCGUAAAAGUUUUUUCUUUUAGCCUGGGUCUUAGGUGUACUGCUUUGCAGCAUCGAUUCGCAUCCUAGUCUUUUUCAAAACCGUGUCGUGGUCUUGUCGCACAACAAGUGCGUUUUACGUGACAACGUCAAGCAACGGCUGUGAUGUGGAUUGGUACAUCGGGGGCUUUAAAUAAUUUACCUUGAUAAAACAGCUUCUAAUGUAGAUUGCUUUUAUUUUUUAGGAGCAAUAUAAUUCCUGGGGCGGAAAGUGCUCUGAACAUUGAGAAUUGUUCAUGCCCCGUAGAGUACAAAGGACAGUUUUGUGAACAGUGCGCCAGUGGCUACACACGUGUCACGCCAAAUGGAGGCCCUUACGUGACAUGUGUACCGUGCGAGUGUAACGGACACUCAGACAUGUGCGACCCUGAGACUGGAGUGUGUCUGGACUGUCAACACAACACCACAGGUAUUAACCAUGAAAAUAAAAGAAGCGAACAAUUUCUUCGAAGGGAGAAAUGAGGUGAUUAUGAUAGAAGGAGUGCGCAAAUAUUGUCGAGACGAGGGAGAAAAAAGUCCUUACACUUGGUUGUUUGUCGGAGGAAUAAGAACUUUGAGAUGCACAUUCUAAUGCCCUGGUACAACUUAUGCAUGACUACUUUUUAUGAAGUUGUAUGCUUAUCUCUAUUUAAAAUGACCAAAUUUUGGAAAGUUACUUCUUUUAAUUUGUGUCCUGUGUUGUUUUUUUGUUACUGUUUAUUAGGCGAUCAUUGUGAAAAAUGUCUAGAUGGUUGGUAUGGCAACGCCACUAAUGCCACGCCCAACGACUGCAGCCCGUGCCCAUGCCCCAGCGGACCAUUUGCCGUCAAUCAGUUCGCUAAGACCUGUGUGCUUUCAAGUGACGGUCUACCAACCUGUGUGAACUGCACCGUGGGUCACGAGGGACGGUAUUGUGAACGAUGUAUUGACGGUUACUUUGGACGGCCAAGGGUAAGUGUGAGGCUCAGUGAUAUGUUGAACCCCGAUAAACGACAUUCCUACGUUGUAAAAUCAAAGACCAAAUUAAUCAAAAUGACCCAUCAGAAUAUAGGAAAACUGCGCUUGAAGCUUACGUGAAUUUGAAGGAAUCGCAAUUAAACUGUUUGAAGCGCGUAGAAACAUGAGUGACCAGCUUUGUAGCCGUUUGGUUUAAAAUUACAGAUCGAACGUGAUUAAGCGAAGUCAAUGCAUAAUAGUUCGGAUAUUCAAUUAAAAAAAAAUCACCUGUAACGGUUCAUUAUGUUGAUAAUUUUGAUGCUAAAAUGUACGAAAUGGAUUCUCCUUUGACCCUAUGACCAAUCAAAGCGAAUAUCCAUCAAGCCAUGUCAGUCCUCAUCUAUUUUUGAUAUUGAUUUCACCACGUUUUGGUUGGUUUAAACGUGAAACUCAGCUUCAUUUUAAACGUAUGCCGUGUUCAAGCUGCCCUUUUCGUUAUUCAUACUUUGCAUCAUCUGUUUACCUUUCACUGUCUUUUCGGGAGAAAUUAAACUGCCUUACUUUUACUCUUUCUAUUCAUUUAUGUUUUAUUUACUUACUCAUUCAUUUUAACAGGAACAGGAUGGGCAAUGUCGCAAGUGUAACUGUAACAACAACACAGAUCCUGCAGCCACCGGUAACUGUAACACCACAACAGGCGAAUGCCUCAAGUGUCUUUACAAUACCACUGGGUCCAACUGUCAGUGGUGUGCACCAGAAUACCAUGGAAAUGCAUUGAACAAAAACUGUACACGUAAGUAUGUCUUUUCUGUAGAGACGCUCUCCACAUGUUGGCAAGGCGAGUUCUAACAAAUAGUUAAGGGAUAAUUCAAGAGAAAUUAUUUAAUUGAGAUUUGCAACGGUAAACGGUGGAAUUGGGUGAAAAAAAAAACUGUACUCUAAGUAUCCUUUCCUUACCUAUCGCCUGAGAAAGGAUGGGGGAUUUUGGGUGUGUGACGAUGAAAUUGACCUGAUCCCCCCACGAGGCUCUGUAGUUAUCGUAUGAUCCCCCCUAUGGCCGUUAAUUGGCGGUCAAUUUUCUAUAGUCACCCCCUUUAAAUCUGUUGGCGACGACAGAUCCCCCUCCGUUCCCCCCUGAAAACCUUGUGAUCCCCGAAAAUCUUCCACCACCCCCACCCCCACCCCCCCAUCAUAAGGGGGGGCGGGGAGGGGGGAUGAAUAAGGAAUGGUCCUUUAGAAAGCCCCUCCCCGGCCCAGGACCCUGGCAUAUGAAAGGUAUUUGGCUUGUCAUAGGAAAACAAUACGCUUGACUUAAACUAACCGAGUAUUUUAAUGUAGUGUAGCGGACUGAAUGUAGAGGAUCCAGGUUGAAAGGCGAAACAGAGCAUGCGCAGAUGCGAACUGCUCGAGAGGAAGCGACAGCCAUUAAGAAUAGAAAGCAAACACCACUCCACCAGCUUUUAGCACAGAAAAAAAAAACACUCCUGGGCGAGUCUUUUUUGGGAUUUGACACUCCUUUGAUUGAAGAAGAAGGUCGUGCGGGACUUUUGAAACCAACCCAACCCUAACCCAGUAAACAAGGCAAUGGGUCAUUUUUGUGAACUCUCUAAAAUCUCUCUUUUGAUCCAACUUUCAGCCUGCAAUUGUUCGAAUGUUGGUGCAGUGGAUAACAAAUGUAACAAUUUGACUGGUUCGUGUUACUGUCAUCCUUAUGUGACCGGCAAGUUGUGUGACAGAUGUGAACAAAACGCUUUUAAUUAUACCUCGUCUGGCUGUUCGCCUUGUAACUGUGACAUUGACGGCUCAAAUGAAACUCAGUGUGACUUGGUAAGCUACCGGUAAUUUCUCUUUUAAAAUUAAAUCAUCAUUAUUGACCUUUUCAAGAUCCACUGUGCCUCUUGCCGCUUGGAAAAGUUCUACGUUAGCGUACUAAGUUUGUGUUGGCUUUUGUAAUCUUCUUUAUCCUUCGGUUUUCUUUUUUUGUUUCGUUUCUUACCUUUCAUGUUUUUUGUUUUGUUUCUUACCUUUCAUGUUAAUCAUUUGGGAAAUUAUUUUACAUUUGUAUCUUUACCCUUUCCCCAUCUAGGAAAACUGUUUUUUUCUUUCGGUCUUAGUUAAUUAUAGCGUGCGAAGCUAAGUAUUUUUUGUGUGUGUCUUGGAGCGUUGAAGAGAGGCCCGAGACGGAAAAAUGGGAAUGAUUUCUCCACUAAUACCUCCGCUGACCGUUUUUACGGCCGCGCUGCCUUUACUCUCCUUGAACCCUUAAAACUGCCAGAUUCAAAGGCUGUACUACACAUUUAAUGUUCGUCAGUCGCAAGCACUGUGAAGUACUUCCUUUCUUUGUAAGUUUUUUAACCUCAGUGAUGGGUUUCGUGUUGCUGAAUCAAAUGAUAAAACUUCCUAGCUCAACUGCUCAUUAAAGCGAGUGAGUUUACAGUUUCUCAAAGGUCAUUACCUGAAGGUGCCGAAGAAGUAGUAGGAGUCGAAGUUUCCAUUUGAGGGGAAAUUUGUUUGCUAGUUGUUAAUGCGUUUCUACUUUGUAUUAUUUCCCAUUUAGACGUACGGAAACUGCACUUGUAAACCAAACGUGAUAGGUAAAAAGUGUGACAUGUGCAAUGCAAGCUUCUUUGAUGUAAAGCAGAGUUGUCUAGGUACGAGUAUAACAUCGAUUGACAAUUUUUAAAAAUGAAUAUAGUGUCAGCUUGGUAAACUACAGUUUAGACUGUUUUGUCGCCGUUCUGUAUCAGUUUCCUUCAUUUUUGGCUCGCAUGUUAUCUUUUUCAGCAUGUAACUGUACAGCAAACCAAACUCUUGCCAAUACUACUUGUGAUCCGGUCAGCGGUCAGUGUAAGUGUGAUGUUAGUGAAGCAGGAGGUCGUUAUGGGGGCAGACAGUGCGAUACAUGCGCGAGGAGAACUGUGGGUAAGUGCGUUACCAAGAAUGAUACAGUAAACUGAGAACGAACGAUUCAUAUUUUAAGAUUUUGACGACUUGAUGUAGGUUUUGUUCCUCAACUGAAUAAUUUAUGCGACAACAAUCUUUAGACCUUCCGGUUGGAGUCUUUGUGGUCUGUUCGAUCUAAUUCCGGAAGACUCAGUCCGAUUUCAGGCGAUUCCGUUUGGCCGUGGACUGUCACGUCCGCUAUCGGACGGUUCUGUAGGCCUCGGACAUUUCCGUACGAUAUCGGUCGGUUCCCCAUGAUUUCGAACAUCGUAGUCCGAUCACGGACGGUUCCGUUAGUUAUCGGACCUCAUCUACGAUCCAAGUCUUUUUGGAUCAUUACUUUUUUGAAGUACUCCCAAAACAUCAGCAGGUCUAAUUGACUUAGAAAUUGAGGUUGUAUAUAAGACAAAGUUUGAAGGAAUUUUUUUUUUGCGUAUUCGAAUUAAGUCGGACCUCAUUUUCCAGAAGUAACUGUUCAUUUGUUCCCCUUACCGUCUGUUAUUCAUUUCUUCAUGAUCCUGCGCGUCUAGAGUUUUUGACUUAACACUUGUCUCCUGUCUGCUCUAUACUGUUUUGAUAUUGUUAUGAGAAAUUAUUUAAUAUUAGUUACUUUAGGGAGGGAAAGGGUAAUGAUAUCUGUCUGCUGUAUAAUUGGGGCUUAGAGCUGAAAACGUUGGUUUGGUUUCUCUUUUCCAGGGAGCCCUCCCAAGUGUUAUCCGUGCACCGAAGACUGCUACUUGAACUGGGAAAACACUAUAUCCAGAGAAACUGACAGAGUCAACGAGCUUUACAGUAACGUUACUGAACUGCUUGAGUCGUUUGGGAGCAUGUCAGUGGAUAGCAUCAACAGCACACUUCAGAAGUUGAAAAAGAACGUGACUUAUGCGGAAGAGAUAUUCAGCAGCGGUGGAAAAGAGGAUCUGCAAAAGAAGCAGCAGCAAAUUAACAGGGUAAGGAAGGGGAAAGUGGCUUCAUGUUUUGUAACUUUUACUGAGGAUUGUUUUAGAUUCCAAGUCUUGUUUGUCGCUUUCGAAUCAGUUGCAAAUCUGUUUUUCAAAAUAAUACGAUUUUAGAGGUGUUUGUGGUCAAGACCAUUUGACGGCAAUUAAAUGAUGAAAGAGUCUCGCUUCUUUUUUCUAUACCUGUAGAUCAGCUUUGCCAUAAUUUCUUUCAAUUUUAUUUGUUAAAGAAGCACAACUCAAAGACUGGCGACUCAUAUAUAACGCGAAGAGUGUGCGAUAAGUCUAUCAGCUUAAUUACCAAGGGAUUCCUUGAGGACGUAUUACAUUUAAACUGGCAACUUUCACUCAGAAGCUGCAGCGCAUUUGAAGAACAUUUUUUGUCUUUUUUGUAGAUUCAAAACUCUAUAAGCUCUCUCCAGCGUCAGCUGAACGAAUCUAAGAGUUUGAUUGAAGACGCUCAGACCUACAUUUCAAAGGUGAUUAACUUUAACGGAAGUGUCCCAAUAAUUCCCGCCGAUCCAAUGAUGUACUCCUCAUCCCCUGAAGUCUGCCUCAGUGGGGGAGGUGCGAUUGUGAUCGUGGACUGGAAGUGUAUUGAAGCCAUGGCAACGAUCUACCGCCUGCGUGCGAUGGAAGCUAAUGAAUCAGGACAUGCAAACUACUCGAGUAUUCAAAGUAGUUACAGUAUGGUAAGUUACAUGUGAAUCAAGACAAGAUGUACAUUCUUGCGAUUUAGUAAUCUCGCUUUGGUCACUACCCAGGGUCGCAGAGUUGUUUGUUUGGAAAAGCCGGUUCCUCACCCCUCCCUAAUUUUUGAAUGGUGCUUCUGAAUUUUGAAUUGACCCUGACUAAUUGUUUGAAGUGAAUUAGGGGUUGAGUUAACUUACGGUAUCCAGGGAGGGGUAGCGUUGUUCGUAAUCACUCCUUGCUAAGGAAAUCAGAAUAUUCUCUCGCUCUGCGUGCCGGUUGGACCCUGUGAAACGUUUGCCCUUCCGAUGCACCUUUGAACUUUCUCAAGUUAACGUACUCCUAUUUCGAAGACGAACAUUAUGUAGAAAUUGGAGUCAAAAUAAAAAUCGUUUAAUUUUGGAGUGGCACUCUUAAAGGUAAUUGGAACGUGACUCUUACUCUGUGAUUCAUAUGUUUUGAACGAUUUGAUACCCGAUCAGUGGCUCAAUGAAAUUUGUUUUCCUCUUGACAUGCAGAUUCAGCAGGCGAACUCUACAGCUUACCAUGCAGCUAUGCAGAUCAGUGAUUCUCUAGAAAAACUAAAGCUCGUUAAAUUUGUCAGAGAAAAAGUAGAAUCGGACCUUGGUGAUACCUUUCAGACCUUAUACCGUAAUAACUCUAUGCGACUUGAAGAAAUCAGCAAAAUCAACGAGAUUUUGCAGGCACUGGUGAAAGAAGCGGAAAUUAUUGGAGAACAAGCAAACGGCAAUUUGACCAUGGCUGUGGAAAACGCAAAUCGAUCAAAGGAUCUAGCCGGUCAGCGGAAGAGAGAAGCUCAGAGCGCGCUGGACAAUGCCACCAAUGCACACUCAGAUACUUUGCAGGCCAGUGGUGAUGCAAACAACGCGUUAAAGACAGCCAUGGGGUUUAAAGUGAGUAAGAGCUUUGAGAGUAGUUGUUCUUUUGGUGCGAGUUCUUUAUGUGAAUGAUAUCUUGUGCAGAGUAAAUAUUGGGCGUGGCUUUCACGGUGUUUCUCUCUCUACUUGUCAUGGACUAGAGUAUUCUGAAAAGCUUCACGUAGUCAGUUUUCUGGUUAGCGAGGGAAGCGUGGGUUGUUUUGACGAAUGCGUUUAGAAGGGAGGUCCAGUAAGGCACAAAAACAUUAUCUGGAAAAAUACACACUAAGCAUGUUUCUUGUCCUCAUGAUAUCAACGCUGGCGUAAUCUGGGAAAAAUUUGAUUAGAAUAGAGGAACUGGUCAAAAGUUUCCCCCCCUCUUUUUUUUCCAAUUUUAAAACUGCAUUUUGACAGUGCGCUCUUCCAUCAAUCAUGAGCCAAAAAGUUAACUUUGCUCACAUCUAACGUUACAGGAAAACGCUACAAUGGUACUCCAACAAACACAAGAUGCCAUCAAUAACGUAUCUGCAGGAAUCAACACCAUAGCCAGGGUUAAUAACAUGACAAAGGAAGCGACGAACAUUGCAAAUGAGGUCCGUGCCAUGAACAUGCCUGUGAGUCUGCAACAGAUCCAAAACCUUACUGAUGAGAUUCUGAACACAAAUGUUAGCCAAGCAAUGGUGAACCAGACUCUAAAAGCUGCACAAAAUGGCCUGGAACAGGCACGAGAAGUGGAAGCCCUCUCGCAGAGAGCCAUGUAAGUUUAAGCCCAGGAUUACAUGUCCAAGUGCGAAGCGGCCUGGCUUCUUGACCAUGUAGAUACUCGGUCUCCUGAGCGCCUAUUAAAAUUCCUUGCGUGACAUCCCGAAAAAUGGCUUCAAACGAAACUAAAUGGCAGUCAAAUACUAUAUUUUGCCACAAUUUUCAGAUUCACUCGUCGAUUGCACUGUUUUUUAUCUUUUAUUAUUGUCGCUUAUGUGUGUUCCUUUUCCUUUCUUCCGCAAAGUAAUGUUGCACAGGAGACUCUAAAUCAAGUGCAAGGGAUUGAAAAAGCUAUGAACUCAUCAGAGCACAUUCGACAGCAGGUCAUGUCUCUGCAGCAAGAAACUGAUGGAAUGGUUGCUGACAUCAAUAAUAUCACACAAACGGUACGAAAAAAGAACCGCAAUAGUGCGCGACGCUAUUGUCAUCUUCUGGGUAAUUUUGGCGCGUAAAUGCCGCUUUGUAUGAGUUCGAAAACUGGGACGAGUAGACUUUUCCUUUCCAGCGGAUUAUUUAACAAAUGCUGAAACGUAAACGUCUCUUUGUGUCCUCAGUUUUCGCAUCACGAAUUGUCUUUUUUUGCGACGGGAAAAUUGUCUUUUACGUGUGGUGGUGUUUCAAACUGUUAUUUACAAACUGAUCUACUUAUUUCCUGACUUUCAUUUAACGAAAUUUCCUGUUCAUAUCGAUAUGAAUUUUCAGUUAUGAAUAAAAAGUGUUCCUGUUUUGUAAUUGCUAAAUAUUGUCUAAAGAAACGGGCUAAUUAUUGCCUGAGGGAAGCAGAAGCGGAAUUUUAUUCCUGCAUUUUCAUUUUGUUAUUUCUCGGCGAGUCAAGUAUAUAGAGUCCAGGUGGCGGUUGGCGCUUGUCACCAUGCCGACCGACAAAGAUGCCUUCUAUUUCACCAGAGACUGAUUAGCGUAUGGCUUUUGUUCGUUGUUGCUUGGCCGAGGCUGCUGUUCACCGUACAUUGCAUAAUAAAGCGCGCGGUUAGUGUCAAUAAGGGGAUGAAUUCUGAGUUUAAAACGGUGGUGAUUCUUUCCGUUCUUGUCAGGUUGAACAUCGUUUCUCGGCGUCGUACUCCUCAGGAGAGAGUUUACUAACGAAGAUAAACAAAACCCUGGACGAUAUAGAAAAAGGAUUGAACUGCUUUGAUACUGCGAAGACCGACGCACAGAAUGCGUCGCACACAGCUGAAAUGGCCUUUAAUAUCUCUAAGCAAGCGAAAGAGGUAAGUAUCUUACGAGUUCUAAGUUUCUUAUACUAGACUGUCACCAUCUUUGGUCUGUAAGCAGUUCGUUAAUCAUUUUUGUCACUGAUCCACUGACUGGGGCGAUUCGAAUCCAUUCGGUCCAAAUUACUGGAUACGUGUACUCGCUCGGUAGGAAAUGUAAGGAAAGUGGCAAAUUUGAAUGAGAAGAGUAGCCCUUGAAAUUGAUGAAUGCAUGGAUUGAUUGAUUUUAAUAAUGAUUUUUGAACUAUUCUAAAUGUUUUCGUGAAGAAUGACACAAGAUGGAAGGGCAAGUAAGAGAAAACACGGCGCCCAAGGUAUAAGAUGCGAGUAGGUCAUGGGGCCAUUUGUUAAUAUGUGGCAUUGACCGUUUGCUAUCGUAAAUAAAAGAAAAGAAGAAGCUACGUCUUGCGUAGCUGGCGGUUUAGCGUGCGCUUAAGCUACAAGGAGCGAAACCGCGAUAGGCUUGGUAUCGAAGGUAUGUUCCAUUCGCGGCUUGACGCAUAUCACUUGGCGCGUAUAUCGCGCACAAAACCGUCAGCUGCGCAGGGUGUUAAGAAGCUUUUUUGAUCAGUCGAGUGGGUCCAGACAUGAGUUGAAGAUGAGCGCGUCGCUUCAAAUCACCGAGCGUAGCAUACUCAAACUUGGUCUUAAGAAGUUCUCUCGCAGUUUUGUACUGGAUCGAAGAAGAUCGCGUAGGGCUCAUGCUGGAGCUUGAGCUUGAAAAGAUAAACUAGAACGGUUAUUGGCUAUGUGUUAAUCAGGACAGAAAUUGAGAUGCUACAAGCCUUUGAAGACUUUCAAUUAAAUUCUCGUGAACGGCCUCAAGAGGGAAAGAACGCGGGUAAUUAGGGAAGCGAUUCGUUUUCGUUUAGCAUCUGGGUGGUUGAGAAAUUGGCGCAUGUUUGGUGAACCAGUCAUCGAACGUAGAAAAGCAUAACCGAUUCAGUUUCAGAUAACUUUUGGAUUACUUGAGAAUCGAAAUUGAAAAGUGCCUGAAGUAGUUGUAGAGCAACCUGCAUCAAGCACAGCCUUACUACCGGACUGCGCGGGGCUUUUUGACCCAGGUUCGGAGUGAGAUGUCCAGUUGCAACGCGGGCUUUUCACACUAUGCUCGGCAGUUAUAGUUUAUAGUUAUAGCUUCCCUUUAAGGUUUCUAUUUAGUCGUUGUCUGCACUGUUCAUUAUGAUUUGAGUUUAUUUGUCCACUCUUUGGUAGACCUUCGACAACAGCACGGCAUCUUUGCCACCUGUCGCGUCCUUGGUGAACUCAUCCUAUGAAGCGGCAAGCGGAAACCUCUCAGAAGUACAACAAGCUCAUCAGGAUUCGGAACAACUACUUACGGACGUGACAGAGGCUGAAGGUAUGUAUAUUAGAAGAUACUUCCAGUUGUGUGGCGUAUUUAAUUGUUGCUACAACUUGGCUUUUCAGUGCGCAUUGAACCGAUGAUAAAAAGUGAAAUGUGGGAGAUAAAUAACCGUCUGAGUUCUGUGUGAUGAUUCGUCGUUUCCCCCUCCAGUUCUUAUCUCGCGGUUGAAUCUUUACCAACUGAGUAUAAAAGAACUCGUCGGUGAUCUGUGCCAUGUAUUUGGUUCUUAUAUGUCAAGCAUUUUACAUACUAUUGGCAUCACGGACGCUUGAAGUGUUCAGUGAGGAGAUAGAGUUAGGGAGACUUUUCUUGUUGUUCGGUCGUCAAAAAUGUUUUGGGUUGUGUGCGACUAGAACAGAACAAUCCGUUUGAUUCUUGAGGGUUUUUCAAUAUCCCACACAGUUAUUUAAAUUUUGGACACAGUCUUUUUUGCGUCUGUAGCACAAUACAUAUAUUAUUCUUUCAGAAUUGCUGACCCAGUACAUCGCACAGAGAGACGAACUCGAAAGACUGGGUCGAGAACUCCAAGAACUUGAUAGAGAGGCAGAUGAAUUACUAGGACAGUUUAGUGUGGCUGCUGAGCAGUAUUCACAGUGUGCGGGCGCAUAACGAACUCUAGUCUGGACAACAGACGUCAGUCUUAAUUUUCGUUUAUAUCUGUAUAACGAUAUUACUUACAAAGACAGUCAACAGGUUUUUCUAAGAGCAAGUAUAGUGUUUCUUUCUUGCUGUACGGUUAGGUCGUGCCAUUUUCAGCGGUUUUACUGCAUUGUAAAUGAUAUUUAGUGUAAGUAAAAUCCGGCGGCGAAAUUGAGAGCCACUUGAAAAUCUGUCGUGGCUGGCAGAUUCUGAUAUUUUAAAGGAGUUACGCCACGAAAUUUUUUAGACACUUUUUAUGGGAGGAGAGGGAUCGUCAUAAAUGUUUGUCAAGGAAAAGAAACCAGUAGAUUAUGGUUCGAGGAAGCGUAACAUCAACCAGAUAAAUUGAAACCAAAAAUACGAAAAGAGGAUGAUUAUGGAUGCAGACGAUUUUAUGUAAAUGGUGGAUAACAGCCCUGAUAUAAUUGUUUUGAAUUUUAUCGCACGAUAAGUCAACUGAAGGCGUUACGGUAAUUGAUACAAGUUUUGAGCUCAACAAAUGCUUGAAACAUGGAUAUUUGGACAUAGACAUUUAAACUUUUAAUUUGCAUGUUAACAAGUCUUCUAGGACUCCAGCAAAUGUUAGCUUAUGAUUAGUAAUGAUUUAAACUCUAAGUAUUGCUAAAUUGAUAUUUUUAAUGGUUAAGAGUGUAUAGAAGAAGUUGGAAAUACUCUGGGUUUUAAAAUGAUUAUCUACUCUUAAUUUUGCUGAUCGGUCAGAAGCAAACUUCUUUUAAAGCUGUUUUAUGGUAGGAACAACGACAUGCGUGGGCUUCUUGUUAUUCAAGACCUUAAAACUCCAUUAAAGCAAAAAUUACUCGUAUGGAAAUGCUUGAAGAGUGCCUCCUUAGGAUGCCGAGUCUAUGAAGAGUUUAACGUUGCAAUUCUUUUCUCUAUUUUU
Pocillopora meandrina is the source of this 23564-nucleotide messenger RNA. Lineage: Eukaryota; Metazoa; Cnidaria; Anthozoa; Scleractinia; Pocilloporidae. The record is from the annotation of a GenBank genome assembly.